AUGCCAAAGUAUAAACACAAAAGAUGGAAGCUUGAGCAACAGAUUGAGAGUAACCUAGAGGAGAAAGAGGCUGCCACUGCAGCAAAGCUGAGUCCACCACAAAUGGAGAACAUUGAGAAAAAUUUGCUAUGGAAAGCCAUGGAAGGUGACUGGGAGGAGGUUUUGAAAAUUUACAACGAAAAACCCGAUGCUCACAUGACCCAAAUCAGAAUGUCAGGGAACACAGCACUACAUAUAGCUGUCACAGAUGGCAAAGAGAAUAUCGUUGAGCAGCUGGUGAGCUUGAUUUGUGAAAGAGAUCCGAGAGCUGAGGCGCUCAAAAUAAAAAACCACGAGGGAAACACCUCGCUGCAUCUCGCGGUGGCAUUUGGGAGCUUGAGGAUGUGCCGGUGCAUAGCUAAAGCAGACCCAGGAAUUAUCGGAGUUCGCAACAACAACGGUGAGACUCCAUUCUUCUGGGCCGGUCUUUACGGUAAGAAGGACGCUUUCCUUUGUCUCCAUUUUGCCUGCGGCGGCAAAAAAAUUGGCCAGUACUAUUGUAGAAGGGCUGAUGGCGACACCAUUCUCCAUCGUGCCAUAGAUGGAGAAUUUAUUGAGUUGGCAUUUCAAAUUCUUCAACUCUACGAAAAUCUUCCUUACUCCUACAAUGCAAAAGGAAUGACCCCACUCCAUCUUCUAGCCAGUAUAUUUGUUAAUGGGCUGAAGGAGAUGCAAACCAAUGGGCAGUGUCUCCAGGAGAAUCCUGAAGAUAAAAAGAAUCCUAGUCACCCAGAGAACUACAAGACGUGUGUCCUCUUCUUUGGCCUGCUGAGAAAGAUAAUUCAUGUAAUAGUAAAUACAGGAAAAACUACGGAGGGAAGGAAUGAGCUACCAUCUGCUGGAAAUCCAAAAUACAUGCAGUUUUCAAUUCCAUCUAAUUAUCAAACGUGUUAUGAUACCAUCAAGCUUUUGUCCAAGGGAUUGCUGAUCAUUCUCGGAGUAGGUUAUGGAAGGGUAACAAAGAUACAAGAGAAAAAAGAAAAGCAUACAUGGGCUGUCCAGGUCAUGAAUAUUCUUCUUGAACACGCUUCGAAGUAUGAGUAUGAUCAUAAUGGAGGAAACCCUCACAUCAUGUCUACAUUAGACAGUAGAGAUUUAGGAGAAACAGUUCCUUCUGCGAUUGGUGAAGGUGACAUUGUUGGGUUUGGCCAGGAUAUAAAAGGGAUGAAAAACCCUGAACUGGAGACACCAAUACUAGUCGCUGCAAAAUAUGGUGUUGCUGAGAUGGUGGAGAAAAUCCUCGAAGUGUUUCCGAUGGCCAUCCACGACAUGAACUCUAAGAAGAAGAACAUAGUGCUCUUGGCAGUGGAGCAUAGGCAACCCCAUGUAUUCCAGCUUUUACUCCAAAAGAAUAUCAUGAAAGAUAUCAUAUUUCACCAAGUCGAUAGUGAUGGCAAUAGUGCAUUACAUCUUGCUGCUGCGCUUGGAGCUUAUCGCCCAUGGCUUAUCCCUGGUGCUGCCUUGCAAUUGCAAUGGGAGCUCAAGUGGUUUGAGUUUGUUAAGAACUCCAUGCCACCACACUUCUAUGUGCACACCAACAAUGAGGGGAAAACCCCCAAGGACAUCUCCAGAGAAACCCACACGAAGCUUGUCGAGGACGGUGGAAACUGGCUGACCAACACCUCUGAGUCUUGCUCCGUCGUGGCGGCACUCAUCGCAACAGUCGCCUUCGCCACAUCAGCCACCGUCCCAGGCGGCGUCAAACAAGAUAGUGGCGUACCAACUCUUGAAAACGAGCCAGCCUUCAAUGUUUUCGCUGUCUCAUCUCUCAUUGCACUUUGCUUCUCCGUGACCGCCGUGGUCAUGUUCUUAGCCAUCCUCACAUCAAGGUACCAAGAGAGAGACUUUGCCAAAGACUUACCCAGGAAACUUUUGAUAGGUCUAACGUCUCUUUUCAUAUCCAUAGCUGCCAUUUUGGUCUCUUUUUGUGCUGGACACUUCUUUGUUAUCAAAGAUAAGUUGAAAUACGCUGCAUAUCCGGUGUAUGCAAUCACCUGCUUGCCGAUAACAUUUUUCGCCAUGGCUCAGUUUCCACUGUACAUUGAUCUUAUAUGGACUACUAUUAAGAAGAUUCCACAGCGUAGCUACGAGGCGCUUCCUCUGACUUAGUGUUCAACCACUCUUUUCUUUUGAGUUUGUGGUGUAAAGCUAGCUAAGUGAGGAAUACUUUUUUUCCAGGACUUCUUCCUAUAGUAGGAAGUGUGUACUUGCUGCUAUUUGGGUGUGUUUUGUUUCUUUCUUUAUGUGUCACUGUGAAGAUUUGAGUUCCUC
Molecule: messenger RNA, 2310 nt
Organism: Ilex paraguariensis (yerba mate)
Lineage: Eukaryota; Viridiplantae; Streptophyta; Magnoliopsida; Aquifoliales; Aquifoliaceae
Source: the annotation of a GenBank genome assembly